Molecule: messenger RNA, 3343 nt
Organism: Bufo bufo (common toad)
Lineage: Eukaryota; Metazoa; Chordata; Amphibia; Anura; Bufonidae
Gene: DDX42
Product: DEAD-box helicase 42
Exons: 18
Coding region: 81-2909 (942 amino acids)
Molecular function (GO): ATP binding; RNA helicase activity; nucleic acid binding
Source: RefSeq, a predicted model, not a curated record
CGUCCACCACUCAGUGACGUGUGCAGGCGGCGCUGAGCUCUGGUCUGCGGCGCGGAGAACGGAGGCGGAAGAGUGCAACCAUGAACUGGAGUAAAGGAGGUCCAAGUGGCAAACGUGGCUUUGGUUUUGGGGGAUUUGCCAUUGCUGCAGGAAAAAAAGAAGAGCCAAAGCUCCCGCAGAUUUCGCAUAGUGCUUUCAGCACAACAUCUACCUAUGGCACUGCCAACAGCUCCCAGCUACCUUCAUUCUACAAGAUUGGGUCUAAGAGGGCCAACUUUGAUGAAGAGAAUGCAUACUUUGAUGAUGAGGAAGAAGACUCCAGUAAUAUGGACCUGCCAUACAUCCCAGCAGAGAAUUCUCCAACCAGACAGCAGAUUCGCUCCAAAACAACAGACUCUGACAGCGAAGAAGACCCUCUAGAGGCCUUUAUGGCGGAAGUAGAGGAUCAGGCUGCCCAGGAUAUGAGAAAACUUGAGGAAAGAGACAAGGAGAAGAAGAAUGCAAGGGGUAUCAGGGAUGACAUUGAGGAAGAAGAUGACCAGGAAGCCUAUUUCCGGUUCAUGGCGGAGAACCCAACAGCUGGGCUGCAACCUGAAGAGGAAGAAGACAAUCUUGAGUAUGACAGUGAUGGUAACCCUAUCGCCUCAACCACCAAACGCAUUAUUGAUCCUCUCCCUGCAAUAGACCAUACAGAGAUAGAUUAUGCACCUUUUGAGAAGAACUUCUAUGAAGAACAUGAGGAAAUCACUGCUCUGACUCCACAGCAGAUUGUAGAGCUGAGGAAUAAACUGAACCUACGGGUCUCUGGAGCGGCUCCACCCCGUCCGGGCAGCAGCUUUGCUCACUUUGGAUUUGAUGAACAGCUUAUGCACCAGAUUAGGAAGUCUGAAUACACCCAGCCCACGCCUAUCCAAUGUCAGGGUGUUCCUGUGGCGCUCAGUGGACGAGACAUGAUUGGCAUUGCCAAAACUGGAAGUGGUAAAACAGCAGCAUUUAUCUGGCCUAUACUGGUGCACAUUAUGGACCAGAAGGAGCUGCAGCCAGGAGAUGGGCCCAUUGCCAUCAUAGUGUGUCCCACACGAGAGUUGUGUCAGCAGAUUCACAGCGAGUGUAAGCGGUUUGGCAAAGCCUACAAUCUACGCUCUGUAGCAGUGUAUGGAGGAGGCAGUAUGUGGGAACAAGCAAAGGCUCUGCAAGAAGGAGCAGAGAUAGUCGUUUGUACACCGGGACGUCUUAUUGAUCAUGUGAAGAAAAAGGCGACCAACCUACAGAGAGUCACCUACCUUGUAUUUGAUGAAGCGGACCGCAUGUUUGACAUGGGUUUUGAAUACCAAGUUCGAUCCGUUGCCAACCAUGUGAGGCCGGACAGGCAAACCUUGCUGUUCAGUGCCACGUUUCGGAAGAAAAUUGAAAAGCUGGCCAGAGAUAUUCUGAUUGAUCCCAUCCGGGUUGUUCAGGGUGAUAUUGGAGAGGCUAAUGAGGACAUCACUCAAGUGGUAGAAAUUCUUCCCUCUGGUCCAGAUAAGUGGUCCUGGCUGACUCGUAGACUUGUGGAGUUCACAUCCACUGGGAGCGUCCUCCUGUUUGUCACCAAAAAAGCUAAUGCCGAAGAGCUCGCCAACAACUUGCGCGUGGAAGAUCACCCAUUAGGUCUUCUUCAUGGAGACAUGGACCAGAGUGAAAGGAACAAGGUUAUCACAGACUAUAAAAAGAAGAAUAUCCCCAUCCUAGUUGCUACAGAUGUUGCUGCCAGAGGUCUGGAUAUUCCAUCAAUUAAAACUGUCGUCAACUAUGACGUAGCACGAGAUAUCGACACACACACUCACCGCAUCGGUCGUACAGGCAGAGCAGGGGAAAAAGGUGUGGCCUAUACGCUUUUAACACCCAAAGACAGCAAUUUUGCUGGGGACCUAGUGAGGAAUUUGGAAGGAGCCAAUCAAUACGUAUCAAAGGAGCUGCUUGAUCUGGCAAUGCAGAAUUCCUGGUUUAGGAAGUCUCGAUUCAAGGCUGGGAAAGGCAAGAAGCUGAAUGUAGGUGGUGGUGGACUUGGCUACCGAGAACGUCCUGGGCUUGGAGCAGAAACCUCUGAACGUGCUAUUAGCGGCAGUGUGAUGAGCAAUUAUGAGGCCUUCAAACCUACAGGAGGAGCAAUGGGAGAUCGACUAUCUGCCAUGAAGGCUGCAUUUCAGUCACAGUACAAAAAUCAUUUUGUUGCUGCUAGCUUGAGCACACAGAAAACGGGAACGUCAACCAUCAACUCCGGAGCUUGGACGAGUGCGGGCAGCUUAAGUUCAGUUCCCAAUUCUGCACCACAGACUCAGUCAUCGCCAUCAGAACUAUCUCCACCCACCUCCAGAGGAAUGCUUGGCUUUACCAGCAGUGGAACACUUAGCAGUGUUCCAACAGCUUAUCCACCCAUGGUUAUUCCUAGCUUACCCGCAGCCAGCCCAUAUAGUAGUAAAGAGGGGUCUAGUAGUAGUAGCAGUAGUAGCAGCAGCAAAGAAAGCAGUGGUGGCCGGGAUAAAUACAGUGAAGGAAGAGGGAGGCAUGGGGAUAGCCAUCGGCAUGGAGAUGGACAUCGCCAUAGUGACAGAGAUGGGCAUCGCCAUUCCGGCAGUAGCCGACACAGUGAGAGCCGUAAUGGUGGUGAAGGGAGGAGAAAUAGUGAUGGGCGGAGGGAGAGUUCCCGGGACAGUGAAGGAAAAAGAGAGAGCUCACGAGACCGGGAAGACAGCCGGAGAGACAGCUCUGGAGACAGUCGAAGAGAAAGCCGAGAUGGAGGAGAAAGCCGAAAAGAGAGCUCACGAGAUGGCGACAGUCGUAAGGAGGAAUCCCGAGAUAAUGGGAAAGGUGAAACAUUUGCUGUACCAGAUCCACCCAAACGCAAAAAGAGCAGAUGGGACAGUUAAAGUUCCUGUUUGGAAUUGGCUGGUGUUGCUUAGAGCACUACAUCUUUGUUCUUGGUUUUUUUUUUUGCUUGCUUUUGGUGGACAUGAAGUCCCAAACUGAAUGUUAGUCAAAUAAAUAUUCCCAUCCCCUGGAAUUGUCACACGCCAUGAAUUUGCAUCAUAAGAGCAUUUACCAAGCUCACAAGAGGAUGUCCUGUAUUCCUAUGCUUCUUUGUGUAGAGCAGUAUAUGCUGAAAUUCCCAACUGUAUCCCAUGCUUCGUACAAUACGCAAAACUUGGAGCAUCUCAAGUGACAGCCAUCUUCAUCGAUAACUGCGUGUUUAGAAUGUGUUUUCUGUAUAUAGGUUUUAGUUUUUUUGUUGUUUUUCAUGUACCGAGCUGUUCUCAUUUCACACAUAUUGAUUAAAUGAAAACCAACUUUUGUUUUAAUAUGG